AUUUCGGUUUCCCGCCAAGACGCGCGUUCGGAUUCACGAUCAAAUUGAUAACCCGUUUCAUUAUUUACGAUUUAAUUUCAAUAAAAAAGUUUUAAAGUGGUUUGGUGGACGUAUAGAUAUUUUUAUACAUGAUCAAAAUGAAGUGUUUUACAUGUUUUUUACUGUUUAUAUUCAUACAAAACUCGGUGAAAAGUGAGAAACCGUUUAAAAGCAUACCAGUGACUGUGAAAACUUAUGAAAAUGACACAGUUCUGUUGCCUUGCUAUAUUGAUGAAAAUGAAGGCAAGCUCCGGGUCCGUUGGUACAAAGACAAGAAACUCCUCGGAGACAGCCACACUCCUCACGAGAUCCUGCCGCCUAGAGUGAGGAUGCACGCCAACUAUAGUCUCCAAGUAGACGACUUGCAAGCCGAAGACACUGCUGAUUAUACUUGUGAGAUCAUCAGGCCUGAGCCAUGGGGUCCCAUCAGACAAACGCACUCCAUAGAAGUUCUAUAUUCCCCAACAGUCAAGACGAUCCCUGCCGAUGGAUUUCUAGAAGUCCGUAAAGGUGACUACGUGGAUAUCGGUUGUGAGACCACCGGUACACCGCCCCCUAUCGUAGAUUGGAGGAAGAAUGGUGGACCAAUGGCGUUACUGGAACAUAGAUCGAGGAUCAGGUUCAGGGCAGAACACCGCUUGUUGGCGGGAGUGUACGAGUGUAUCGCGAAUAAUGGUGUUGGUGAACCGGCGAGGGCUACGAUCACUGUUGUUAUACAAGAUGCACCAGUUGUGACAUCGUCCCGUACCUACGUGCACACAGCAGUGGGGCUGAGAGCUGCACUGUCAGCCACAUUGGAGUUUGCGGUACCACAUGCAACAACUGCCUGGUACAGGGAUGGCAGACCUGUGAAGACUGAUGAUAGGAUAGUACAAAUGGUACAAGACAACGUGCAUCACUUGAUCUUCCGUAACGUUCGCAAGUCUGACCUCGGCAACUACACGUUCCGCGCGGAAAACAAGCUGGGCAUGGCGGAUCUGAUGUUCAAGCUUACUGGUGUGCCAAACGCAGCAUCGUUCAAAGUGGACGCAACAUUGAACAAAGCAACAUCCACCAGUUUCACUCUCAUCUGGGAGGUGGACUCCUAUUCCACUCUCAUUGAGUACAACCUCUGGCUUCGACCAUACUACGGACGCUUAGUGUCUCCGGAGCCCGACGCCUUCACAACCGAGCCGCCCGCCAACCAGUGGAGCAAGAUCAUAGUGCCCGGAGACUCUAGUGAAGGUCCGAUUCACAGCGCCAUCUACACAGUGCGAGGAUUAACGCCGUCUACAGUGUACGAAGCUAUCGUUACGUCUAGAAAUAGAUUUGGUUGGAGUAAACCAUCAUCGAUUUUACAUUUUGCUACUGAGCCUGGAGCCGGUAGGACGAAGCCUUCAACAGCAGACUACUCGGAAAUAACUCCAAUAUUAGUAGAAACGGAACCGGAAGCGUACAACAUAACGCAAGCGCAGAUUUUCGAACGACUCAACGAACUGUCAAGCGGAGCGCGGGAAACUAUGUGUGCGUCCGCCAUCUUAGUUUCAUGUUGUAUUCUGUUAAUAUUCAGCUGAUUUAUAAGAAAUAAAUCGUCAUAGUUAAUUAAUUCUGUAAAAUAAAAUGUAACAACAGCAAAAUGUGACGAAAUAAAAAGAAAUAGGGGUCGUGUGGCUAAUUACCCUCUUUUUACCCGACUGCGAAGAGCAAUGCAGGGUGCUUUUUUUUUCAAAAGAAAAUACAUGACAACAACAAGACUAUGGAAUCUCCGUGAAAUUAUUAUAAGAAAUAAGUACAUAUUAUUAAGUUAAUUAAGUCCUUGAACAAAACAAUUUAUAUUUAUUCUAACAAGUAGGUAAUAUUUAGAAAUAGUUUCAUAACUUCGAAAGUGUUGUAAAUGUAAAAAAAAAAAUAUAUUAUAAGACUAAUUAAUUUAUAAUAUAGGUAGCAGAUUGCUUGCCAGAAAGUGCAUGAAAUGGGAUUAUUUCAAGGAACUAAUGUUUUCUAUCUCACAGAGUUCCUUUCUAUUGAUGUACAUAAUAAAUAUAUUUUUGAAUAGUU
Helicoverpa zea (corn earworm) is the source of this 2076-nucleotide messenger RNA. RefSeq names its product neurotrimin-like. The transcript is spliced from 13 exons. Gene Ontology annotation, molecular function: cell adhesion molecule binding. The record is from RefSeq and is a predicted model, not a curated record. Gene Ontology annotation, biological process: cell-cell adhesion. Bases 129 to 1592 code for a protein of 487 amino acids. Lineage: Eukaryota; Metazoa; Arthropoda; Insecta; Lepidoptera; Noctuidae. Gene Ontology annotation, cellular component: cell-cell junction.